This is a messenger RNA of Adineta steineri, 813 nucleotides long. Lineage: Eukaryota; Metazoa; Rotifera; Eurotatoria; Adinetida; Adinetidae. The record is from the annotation of a GenBank genome assembly.
AUGUCGGAAUAUAUUUCAACUAUAACAUCAUCUGUCCGACGCCUGUAUGUAUUAUUAUGUGGAUUUGAAAUUAUUCCUAAAACAGUGUCAACUCGUAACCUUGGUGCAAAUAUUAUUAUGAGUGAACCUAUUACUGCCUUUUUACUCGAUACAACUGACGGUUGGAUACUUGUCGAUUGUGGUAUAGAUGAAGCAAAAAUUGAUGAUCCAAUAUUAGUGCAAAAAUAUUUUUUGGAUCGUGGUUGGAAGCCAGCUCCAGUUGUACUUCCAGUACAUCAUUUAAGAUAUCAAUUAUCACAAAUUAAUGUUGAACCAUACAUGAUUAAAUAUAUUAUAUUAACUCAUAUGCAUGCUGAUCAUACAGGAAAUUUAAAACACUUUCCAAAUGCUAAAAUUUAUAUUCAACAUGAAGAAUAUGAGCAUGGAUUUCAACCACAAGAAAAGUUAAGUAGUGCAUGGUUUCGUGAUGACUAUGAUAGUCGACCAGAAUCUGAUUGGAUCUUAGUAAAUGGUGAUAUGAAUAUUCUACCUGGCUUAGAUCUGAUAUCAACACGUGGUCAUACGUCAGGACAUCAAUCAGUUCGUGUUCAAUUACCAAGUGGAGCAAUAAUAAUUAUGACAGGUGAUGCUGGUGAUUUAAUGGAAAAUUAUGAAAAAGAGAUUUUACCUGGUGAAUCAGUAGAUGAUAAAGCUGCACUUGAAUCAAUUCAACGAUUAAAACAAUUAGCUUCUGUACCGAAUGCAAGACUAUUUCUUACUCACGAUCCAGUUCUUAUACAAACACUUAAGCUUGCACCAGAUUAUUAUGAUUAA